This is a messenger RNA of Rhizophagus irregularis DAOM 181602=DAOM 197198, 1077 nucleotides long. RefSeq lists its product as uncharacterized. NCBI's taxonomy places the organism in Eukaryota, Fungi, Glomeromycota, Glomeromycetes, Glomerales, Glomeraceae. The record is from RefSeq and is a predicted model, not a curated record.
UUCUCCUAGAUUUAUUAGUUUUGAAAUACUUUUCCAUUCAAAUUAGAUUUGUUUGAUUAGUAAAUCUUAUUUAUUAUAAUUUUAAUGAAAACCAAAUUAUUAUAUGAAAUUUAAAUAAUAAUUUAUAAUUGAACGAAAUGAAACUCUUUUUAUUGUCGAUUCUUACAUUCUUCACUCUAAUCUUAUGUGCUGCAUCAUUACCGCAAGCACCUGAUUUUGGAGUUUCUCCAACGAUUUUUGUAAAGUUAACUGGUACAGCUGACCGUGAUAAAGAACCUACAAUACAAAUUUUUCCUCUUAAUUCGGAUUUGAAGAUUAAAUGGACAAGUGUAGGAAUAAAAGAAAAUCCUACCGUAUUGAUACAAGUUUAUUAUGUAUACCCAACUCUCCCUAAGCCAACUUACAUUCCAUUAUUGAAGAAACAAAAGGAAACAUAUUUAAAUGAAAAUACAUAUACAUUAAAACUUGAUUCAGAUUUAUUUGAAGCUGAAGGAAAAUUUUAUAAAGUAACUGUUACUUUGAAAGAUGAUGAAGAAGUUGUUGGUACUUCUAAAUCUUUCGGUGUCUGUAAUAAAUGCAAAUAAUCUAAAUAAUCUAGAGUUAAGAUGUCAUAUAAAGUAAUGAUUUGUUAAUUAAAAAGUAAUUUUAUGUAAAAACAGUAUAUUAAUUAAUUAAAAAAAUUUAAUAAGUAAUAAACCCAGUUAUGACUAAAAAUAUCAUGAUAUGAAUAAAUAAAUAUCUUAUUUAAAGUAACCAUUUAUUAAAGUUAUUAGUUAUUUUAGAGAAAUGUAAAACGUUCAUAGGUUAGGGGUAUAUUAAGCUGUUCUAAUUUGAUAUAGAUUCACAAUGAAAGAAGAGUGAAUGGUUUUUGAUUGGUCAAUAUAUAAAUCUUAACCAAAGCCGGAGGAAGUAAAGGAUUUAAACAUGUGAACUGAUCGUAGAACUAUUAUAGAUCAAUUUUUUUGUAUUCUUCACGUAGUUUAUCUUUUCCUGUUUUCUCUCUUUGUAAUAAAAAUAUGUAUUAGCCCUGCGAAAAUAUACUUUAUCCCAUCGGUAUUAUGUAUACACCGAUGGAUU